AUGGCAGCGUGCGAGCCAUUGCAUUCUUCCAGCCAGAAGCCACUCCCGCCCCGCAGCACCAAGCCUGGCUAUUUCCUGCCCAAAACCGUCUGCAUCUGGCUCGCGUGCGGCUUCCUCUUCUUGGCAUUCCUCCACCUCCUCUGCUGCUCUCCUCGCGACGCUCAAGAAGCGGCGUUCACUUAUGUCCUCCAGUACGCCAACGACGCUUACUCCAAGCUCAUCACAUCCAGGAGCGGAGGCGGGCAGCCCUGCGACUACUCGGAGGGGCGGUGGGUGUGGGCGCCGGGUCACGCGCGGCGGUACAACGCCACGGUGUGCGACGUGAAGGAAGGCCAGGACUGCCUGCUCAACGGGCGGCCGGACACGGGCUACCUCAACUGGCGGUGGCAGCCGGCGGGGUGCCCCCUCCCGGCGUUCGACGCCGCGGCGUUCCUCACGGCGGUGCGCGGCAAGCACGUGGCGUUCGUCGGCGACUCGAUGGCGCGGAACCAGGGCGAGUCCCUGGCCUGCCUCCUCACCUCCGCUGUCCCGCACCGCGUGGUGUACCGGGACCCCGUGCGGUACAGGCGCCACUUCAUGCGCUGGGCGUUCCCGACGCACGACGUGACGGUGUCCGUGUACUGGGCGCCGUUCCUCGGCAGGGCCACGGGCAAGUGCGAGAACUACAGCAUGCCCUACAACCUGGUGGACCUCGACGCGCCGGCGGACCGGUGGGCGGCCGACGCCGACACGAUGGACGUGGUGGUGCUCGCCGCCAGCCACUGGGUGCUGAACCCGGCCGUCUACCACAACGGAGGCGAGGUGGUCGGCGUCCACGGCCACCCCGAGCUAAAACACACCGACAUCGGCUAUGCCACACCGUUGCGGCAGGUCUACCGGAUGUCGCUGGAGUGGCUCAGCUCCGGCCGGCCACGAACGGUGGUGCUAGCCACGUUCUCGCCGACUCACUUUGAAAACCACCCCUUGGACGACCCCACGGCGUGCGCUAAGAAGGAGCCGUACAAGGAGGGGGAGAAGGAGCUGGACAGCAUGGAGAAGGAGCUCAGGAAAAUCGUCGUCGAGGAGGCGGAGGCUGCGGUGCAGAGGAACGGCCCCGGCGGUGCGGUGAGGAUCGAGGUGCUGGACGUGACGAAGCUGGCGGCGAUGCGGCCGGACGGGCACCCCGGGCCUUACAUGAACCGCGACCCGUUUGCGAACGGCGUGGCGCAGAAGAUGCCCACCGACUGCCUCCACUUCUGCCUGCCCGGGCCGGUCGACACGUUCAACGAGGUACUGCAGCAGAUUCUGAUGAAGAAGCGGUGA
This is a messenger RNA of Setaria italica (foxtail millet), 1302 nucleotides long. Its product is annotated as protein ALTERED XYLOGLUCAN 4. The coding region runs from base 1 to 1302 and encodes 433 amino acids. Gene Ontology annotation, cellular component: Golgi apparatus. The record is from RefSeq and is a predicted model, not a curated record. NCBI's taxonomy places the organism in Eukaryota, Viridiplantae, Streptophyta, Magnoliopsida, Poales, Poaceae. Gene Ontology annotation, molecular function: O-acetyltransferase activity. The transcript has 2 exons.